Penicillium diatomitis is the source of this 639-nucleotide messenger RNA. RefSeq names its product E2 ubiquitin-conjugating protein UBC8. The record is from RefSeq and is a predicted model, not a curated record. Gene Ontology annotation, biological process: ubiquitin-dependent protein catabolic process; protein polyubiquitination. Gene Ontology annotation, cellular component: nucleus. The transcript has 6 exons. Gene Ontology annotation, molecular function: ubiquitin conjugating enzyme activity. Bases 1 to 639 code for a protein of 212 amino acids. Lineage: Eukaryota; Fungi; Ascomycota; Eurotiomycetes; Eurotiales; Aspergillaceae.
AUGAGCAGCCCAAAGCGCAGAAUCGAGACUGAUGAUGUACGUUCGCCGCCGCUCGUGUUGCCCCGCGCAGAGUCACUCUGCCCGACCGCCACCCGACAUGGUUAUCAUGAUAAGAAGCUGAUGUGCAACAGGUUGAUGAGUGACUACGAGGUAACUCUCGUCAAUGACAACAAAUUCUACGUCCGGUUCAAAGGCCCCGAAGAGACUCCCUUUGCCGGCGGCCACUGGAAAAUUCACGUCGAGUUGCCCGACACGUACCCCUACAAAAGUCCCAGCAUCGGCUUUGUGAAUCGAAUCUUCCACCCAAACAUUGACGAGCUCUCCGGAUCCGUUUGCUUGGAUGUGAUCAAUCAGACCUGGUCGCCCAUGUACGACAUGAUCAAUAUCUUCGAAGUCUUUCUGCCACAGCUACUGCGCUACCCCAACCCUUCGGAUCCACUGAAUGGCGAGGCGGCCGCUCUGAUGAUGCGUGAGCCCAAGGGAUACGAAGCGAAGGUCAAAGACUACGUCGCCAAGUACGCCAGCAAGGAAGCCGUCGAUGACGCAGGCGAAGACACCGAGUCUGAAGACGAAUUGAGCUCGGCCGGGAGCUACGAAUCCGGGGGCGAAGAGCCCGCCGGAGCUAUGGAUGACGUUUGA